Molecule: messenger RNA, 1235 nt
Organism: Alligator sinensis (Chinese alligator)
Lineage: Eukaryota; Metazoa; Chordata; Crocodylia; Alligatoridae
Gene: TOMM40
Product: translocase of outer mitochondrial membrane 40
Exons: 7
Coding region: 1-747 (248 amino acids)
Biological process (GO): protein import into mitochondrial matrix
Cellular component (GO): mitochondrial outer membrane; mitochondrial outer membrane translocase complex
Molecular function (GO): transmembrane protein transporter activity
Source: RefSeq, a predicted model, not a curated record
AUGGGGGAGGCGGGCCUUGGCGCCCAGCUGCCCAAUAGCGGGGCCCGGCAGUGGGGGCGGUCUGGGGCGGAGGGUCACUGCCGCUGUCCCCCCCAGGCUUUCCCGGUGCUCGUGGGCGACAUGGACAACAGUGGGAGCCUCAACGCACAGGUCAUCCACCAGCUUUCGCCGCGUCUGCGCUCCAAGCUGGCCUUUCAGACGCAGCAGUCAAAGUUCGUGAACUGGCAGGUAGACGGCGAGUUUCGCGGCGCUGACUUCACGGCCGCCGUGACGCUCGGAAACCCCGACGUGCUGGUGGGCUCCGGUAUCCUGGUGGCGCACUACCUGCAGAGCGUGACACCCGGCCUGGCGCUGGGUGGGGAGCUGGUCUACCACCGCCGCCCCGGCGAGGAGGGCACCGUCACGUCGCUGGCUGGGAAGUACACGGCGCCGAACUGGAUCGGGACCCUGACGGUGGGGCAGGCUGGAGCUCAUGCAACCUACUACCACAAAGCCAACGACCAGCUACAGGUUGGGGUGGAGUUCGAGGCCAGCACGCGCAUGCAGGACACCAGUGUGGCGUUUGGGUACCAGCUGGACCUGCCCAAGGCCAACUUGCUCUUUAGAGGCUCUGUGGACAGCAACUGGAUCGUGGGUGCGGUGCUGGAGAAAAAGCUGCUGCCGCUGCCGCUAACGCUGGCCAUGGGCGCCUUCCUCAACCACCGCAAGAGCAAGUUCCAGUGUGGCUUUGGCCUUACCAUCGGUUAGAGCCCCCGUUCCUGCUCCUCGCCCCCCCCGGCCGGCGGGACCCAGGCAUCGGAGCCCCAUCGCCUGUCUUCCCUUGGCCUGGGGGCUGCUGGACCCAGCCCCACCUUCCCUGUGCUCCCCCCUUUCCCCGCCAGGGGGCGCCGCGGCCUCAGGAACCGUCUGUGGUGUGGUCCGUCCCUGAGCUGAGCCGAGGGAGCGGGCCAGGACCUCCGGGGGGACUCCAGGGGCGGGAGGAGACGUGAAUGGGCCCUGAGGCCGCACCAGGAGAUGCCUCUGGGGGGAGCCAGGCCAUGACCCCCACAACAGCACCGCAAGAGCUCAGGCCCAGGGGUCCUGCCUGGCCCCUGUGAGCAGAGCCUGGGACUGCUGUGAAUCAUGUGCAUAAGUUAUGGGACUGAGGGUCUUGUACACGAUGCCCCCCAUGUUGGUGCCGCACACGUGUGUGCACCUGUGUCACGCGCGUCCUAAUAAAUCACCCGCGCCUCUGG